AUGAGGGACGUAAACAGGCCUUUACUCUCUAGCCAUGCUCUAAAGCGAGUUCGAACUUAUGACACUUCUCUCUCGGAUGGGGCCCUGGCAAACCAGGCCAACCCUGAUUCAAAUGUACCCGGAGCGCAGAGUCCCAGGCCUUCUCGGUCAAGCAUUGAGAUAAUCGACCCCCCAAAAGAACGGACAACCGUUCUAUCAGACCUCUCGGGAAUCCAGCAGUCUCUGACCGUGUGGGACUGUCUGACAUACUACCUCCCGUGUUUCUCGUGGUUGCCUUCUUACAGCUCAUCGAAAUUAUUUAGGGAUUUGCUAGCUGGUGCUUCGUUGGCGUCGUUCCAAAUUCCUCUGGCUAUGUCUUAUUCAACGUCUGUUGCUCACGUUCCUCCAAUCUGUGGUCUCAACGCUUUGGCUGUGACACCAUUCGUGUACGCCAUAUUUGGAUCUGUGCCGCAGAUGAUAGUUGGACCAGAAAGCGCCAUUUCCUUGGUAGUGGGACAGGCCAUCGAGAAACUUGCAAAACACGAACCGAAAAUUAAUCUGAUUAACCUCUGUGUCAUCCUGACGUUCAGCAGCGGUGCGAUUUUAUUAUUGUUUGGACUUCUGAGAUUUGGAUUCUUGGACGGCGUGUUAAGUAGGGCGCUACUGCGAGGAUUCAUCAGCGCUGUGGGGAUCGUGAUGGUGCUUAAUUCAUUGCUUGCGGAAUUGAAGCUAAAAAAGGUAUUUGAAGACGCCCCAAGCCAUUACCAUGCUCCCUACGAGAAAAUCAAAUUCCUUAUUAAAUAUGCGCCAGCAAACGCGCAUCUGCCGACCGCUACUCUGAGCCUUAUCACUUUUGGCAUCUUGAUGGUGAUUAAAUACCUAAAAAAGGGUCUAUCGAAAAGGUAUAAGAAGGUGAUCUUCAUUCCUGAAAUUCUACUUGUUGUGACUGUGGUGACAGUUGUAUCGUAUAUUCACGAUUUCAAGCAUCUUUAUGGCAUUGAAAUUGUAGGGGACAUUAACACUGAAAGUACAGGCCAUCUAAGAAAUCCCUUAGCGAAAAAAAACCUAUCCUAUUACAACGAUUUAUUUCAUGCUAGUUUUAUGGUUGCCUUGCUUGGAUUUUUUGAGUCCACCACAGCAUCUAAAUCUUUGGGAACGGCUUACGACCUGGCUAUCUCAUCUAAUCGGGAGCUGGUAGCAUUAGGAAGCUUGAAUUUAGUCGGGUCUUUUUUCGGAGCUUUACCUUCCUUUGGAGGAUACGGCCGUUCCAAGAUUAACGCCUACAGCGGUGCCGCGACAGUAAUGUCAGGCGUCUUCAUGGGUGCAAUAACAUUCGUCACCUCGAAAUUUUUGCUUGGCAUGAUCCACUAUAUCCCUGUGUGCAUUCUUUCAGUCAUUACGACGGUAGUGGGUAUUUCCCUAUUCGAAGAAGCUCCUGCUGAUAUCCGAUUCCACUACAGGUGUCGUGGAUACAAUGAGCUCAUUACGUUUGCUAUCACAGUACUGACGACAUUUUUUUACUCAGUAGAAGCUGGCAUUACCGUAGGCUGUGGCUACUCCAUUAUAAGAACCAUAAAGCAAUCAACUCUAUCGAGGAUCCAGAUACUCGCAAGGAUCUCGGGCACCAAUCGAUUUGUCAAUGCCGAUCUAUUUGACGAUCUAGCCUACCAGGAUGAACUUGGCGUCUGUCAGCUGGAGCAUGUCGAGGGAUGUCUUAUUGUGAAGAUUCCGGAGCCGUUGAUAUUUACCAAUACCGAAGAUCUCAAGUCAAGGUUAAACCGGCUAGAAAACUACGGCUCCGUAACCGCACACCCCGCUUCUCCACGCGUUCGUGACAAAACCCAGACAAGACACAUGAUUUUGGAUCUAAACGGUAUGACAGAUCUCGAUUCUUCUGCGGCGCAAAUCUUGUGUGAGAUCGUAACAAACCUAAAGAAAAGAAGAGUAAGAGUUUAUCUAUCGAGAGUUUCUUUGAAUGCUGCUGUGCGCGAUAAACUCACAUCCUCGGGGAUUGCGGGGAUGGUAGAGACCACGACUCCAAGUGAAGGGGUAACACCUUCAAGUGCAUCCAUACCUGUGUGGUACUUUCAGAGUAUACAAGACGCUCUACGGUGUGCGGACGAAAUAGACAGUUUUCCGCCAUCAAGAGAAUCUAGUGAAUGCGCUUCUCUAAAUGGGACCUUUGUACAGUGUACAGCUAUUUAUUGA
Lachancea meyersii CBS 8951 is the source of this 2187-nucleotide messenger RNA. The record is from the annotation of a GenBank genome assembly. NCBI's taxonomy places the organism in Eukaryota, Fungi, Ascomycota, Saccharomycetes, Saccharomycetales, Saccharomycetaceae.